Molecule: messenger RNA, 1173 nt
Organism: Musa acuminata AAA Group (dessert banana)
Lineage: Eukaryota; Viridiplantae; Streptophyta; Magnoliopsida; Zingiberales; Musaceae
Product: ATP-dependent Clp protease adapter protein CLPS1, chloroplastic
Exons: 3
Coding region: 491-967 (158 amino acids)
Biological process (GO): protein catabolic process; proteolysis
Source: RefSeq, a predicted model, not a curated record
CUUCUGCUCACCUCAAUUCCCGACAAAAUUCCGUCAAGCGAACUCGAACGAUAUAAAAAAGUAGGGCGGGGAAGUGAGGGUUGAGAUGGCGUACUACCUGUUUCCGUUCGGUUUGUUCUCGUGGGCCGGAAGCCGAUGAAGUGAACUUGAGAGAAAGCAGCGACGGGAGAAGGGAGGCUGCCAUGGUGGGGAGUUCAGAAGAUAACCUGAGCAGUCAGAGAGGGUCACACUGCAUGCGCUGCUCUGCUUUCGUGCUCUGUCAUCAUGGGCCAACCGGAGGCCCGUUGAGAGUGCGGCCCAAUUGUCGGUGGACCAGCUCACUGGUGCACGCGGCUGCACUCGACGUGUGGCCGGCCGGCUCCGUCUGCCAAUUUUUUUCGUGGACAAGGAAAUCUUGCAAGAUUUCACCCCGGUGGUUUUGUGAGGGAGAGAGCGAGGGAGGCGAGAGAGAGGAGAGAGUGGGAGAGAGGGCGUCGAGUUGAGAUCGGCGAUGGAGACGGCUAUCUGCAGCAGAAUUGCUCUCUCGCCCAACCAUGUUGUGAACCCUAAGCCAGGGGAUAAGCUGUCUCAACACAGAGGACCUUGUGCAAAUCGUGGCAUUCUUAUGGCAGUAUCAGUAAGUGGACCUGGAAAAGGAGGUGGUUUGCUGGAAAGGCCAACCAUAGAAAAGACAACACCUGGCCGUGAAUCUGAGUUUGAUUUGAAGAAAUCGCGGAAGAUGGCCCCCCCUUAUCGAGUGAUCUUGCACAAUGACAACUACAACAAGCGCGAAUAUGUAGUCCAGGUGCUGAUGAAGGUUAUCCCAGGAAUGACCCUUGAUAAUGCUGUCAAUAUCAUGCAAGAGGCACACCACAAUGGCCUGGCAGUGGUAAUUAUAUGUUCUCAAGUAGAUGCCGAGGAACACUGUAUGCAGCUCAGGGGCAAUGGUCUUCACAGUUCAAUCGAGCCUGCAAGUGGUGGCUGCUGAAGCCAGUCCGACAUAUUAUCUCUCAACUAUUCUUGAAUCCUUCUAUUAUGGUUGGUUGUAGUACUCACACGGGGAGUACGAAACAAUGAUCAAGAUGUAGAAGGAGAUGAUUCAGGCUGUAUAUAAAGAUUUAAUCACAAGGUCUUUAUACUAUCACCAGUUGAACAUAUCAAUAAUAUAAUUGGUGUCUCGUACCUAUCAAAAUA